AAAAACAGAGCUAACCCGGCGAAGACACAGCGGCAGCAGAGGUGGAACCACCCUGCACCACCACCGCCGCAACCACCACAGCCGGAGAUCAACGCCAAUCGAUACGUAUUCGCCGCAGCCACACCCUACCCUUCCCAAUACCCUAACCCUAACCCUAAUGCAUCUGCCCCUCAUCCCACUUAUUACCAAUACCCCACCGGAGCAUACUACCCGCCGCCGCCGCCGGCAGCACCGUUACCUGCUCCGUACGAUCACCACCACCGUGUGCCGGUGGACCCUGCCGCUCAGGCGAUGGUGGGUGGGAGGUACCCUUGUGGGCCUGCGAUGCACUCGCCUACACCUUAUGUUGAUCACCAAAAGGCGGUUACUAUUAGGAAUGAUGUUAAUCUCAAGAAAGAAACUUUGAAAGUUGAACCUGAUGAACAACACCCUGGGAAGUUUCUUGUUGUUUUUACUUAUGAUGCCACUGUUGCUGGCAGGUAA
Helianthus annuus (common sunflower) is the source of this 483-nucleotide messenger RNA. Its product is annotated as probable E3 ubiquitin-protein ligase LOG2. The record is from RefSeq and is a predicted model, not a curated record. Gene Ontology annotation, molecular function: ubiquitin protein ligase activity. The transcript has a single exon. The annotation marks the transcript as partial. NCBI's taxonomy places the organism in Eukaryota, Viridiplantae, Streptophyta, Magnoliopsida, Asterales, Asteraceae. Gene Ontology annotation, biological process: protein ubiquitination.